Molecule: messenger RNA, 1579 nt
Organism: Lotus japonicus
Lineage: Eukaryota; Viridiplantae; Streptophyta; Magnoliopsida; Fabales; Fabaceae
Product: cell division protein FtsZ homolog 1, chloroplastic-like
Exons: 6
Coding region: 166-1449 (427 amino acids)
Biological process (GO): chloroplast fission; microtubule-based process; cell division
Cellular component (GO): cell division site; microtubule; chloroplast
Molecular function (GO): GTPase activity; GTP binding
Source: RefSeq, a predicted model, not a curated record
UAGUCACUAUGCACUCAAAUGCUUAUGCUUCUGUUAGCUUCAGCUUCAUUUGAAAACGAACCUCUCAACAUGAAAAUUGAACUCAAUCUUUAACUUCCCGUAAACCCUAAUCCCCAUUGUUCACAUUGCAGAAAAAAACUCUAGAAUCCAUAACCAAGAGUGGAAAUGGCAAUGCUUCCCCUCACAAACCCUAAUGAGCUUCUCUCAUCCUCCUCCAUUCCCACUCCAAUUCGCCACAAUGCAUUGUCAUCCUCCUCCUUUUCCCUCAGAAAAUGCGUUUCUCUAAAUCCUACAACAAGAAGAAUCAGCACCCCAGACCCCCUACGACGUCGUUUUGGGCCAGUUACCUGCACCUUCGCGCCCAUUGACAACGCCAAGAUUAAGGUUGUCGGUGUUGGUGGCGGCGGCAACAAUGCCGUUAACCGCAUGAUUGGUUGCGGAUUACAAGGUGUAGAUUUUUAUGCUAUAAAUACUGAUGCUCAAGCACUGUUGCAUUCUGCUGCUGAGAAUCCUAUCAAAAUUGGAGAACUUCUGACCCGUGGUUUAGGUACUGGUGGGAAUCCACUUUUGGGGGAACAAGCUGCUGAGGAAUCAAAAGAAGCUAUUGCUAAUGCUCUUAAAGGCUCAGAUUUGGUGUUUGUAACUGCUGGCAUGGGCGGGGGUACAGGGUCUGGUGCUGCGCCAGUCGUGGCUCAAAUAUCAAAGGAGGCAGGUUACUUGACUGUAGGUGUUGUUACAUAUCCCUUCAGCUUUGAAGGACGCAAAAGAUCGUUACAGGCACUUGAAGCCAUUGAAAAGCUGCAGAAAAAUGUGGAUACACUUAUAGUGAUUCCAAAUGACCGUCUGCUUGACAUAGCUGAUGAGCAGACUGCGCUGCAGGACGCUUUCCAUCUUGCAGAUGAUGUUCUACGGCAGGGAGUACAGGGGAUAUCAGACAUCAUAACAAUACCUGGCCUUGUAAAUGUGGAUUUUGCUGAUGUAAAAGCUGUGAUGAAAGAUUCUGGAACUGCAAUGCUUGGAGUAGGUGUUUCCUCCAGUAAAAACCGUGCAGAAGAAGCUGCUGAACAGGCUACUUUGGCUCCUUUAAUUGGAUCAUCUAUUCAGUCAGCUACUGGGAUAGUAUAUAAUAUUACUGGAGGAAAAGACAUAACUCUUCAGGAAGUGAAUAGAGUGUCUCAGGUCGUGACAAGUUUAGCCGAUCCUUCUGCCAAUAUUAUAUUUGGGGCUGUUGUUGAUGAUCGCUACAAUGGGGAGAUUCAUGUGACCAUGAUUGCAACUGGCUUCUCACAGUCCUUCCAGAAGACACUACUAACAGAUCCAAGGGCUGCAAAGCUGCUUGACAGAUUACCAGGGGGCCAAGAAAGCAAGGCAACUUCCCCUCCCCUCAAUGCCUCAAAUAUUCCAUCAACUGUUGCAUCUAGAGCAUCCCCACGAAAGCUCUUCUUUUAAUUGCUUAGUUCUACUCUUUUUAGUUUAGUCAUUUAGCUGUGGAAUGACAAUACUCUUCCCUCGAAUAUCUACUCUGUUUUUGCAAACUCCCCACUUUCUUUCUUUUCUCCAAGAAGUUGGCUUUUUCCUA